UUUGUUUUCAUUUAAUUUGUUUGGCGGUUUUUGGCCUAUCUUUGAUAAUUAUUUCUUAAUGAAUAAUCAUCAAAAUGGAAAAUAAUCAACUAAUUAAAUUCGAUGUUGAUAUUGCAGAAACGUGCAAGGUUAAAUUAUUGAAUAUACUACCUGACGUACCAACAGUCGUUACAAAAUUGGAUUUUGAAGAAAAUCCAUGUAAUAUUGAAAAUCAGAAAUUCAUAGCAGAACUGCGAACAAAUUGUUCAGACAAACAGAGUGCUAUAAAUUGGAAAGAAAAAUUUGAAGAACUUAGCUACACCAGCUACAACGUAGACAGUACCUUUAACGAAAAUACCUUAAAAACUAUUUUUAAAUGCAUCUUUCACUGUUUACAUAAUACCAGGCCACCUAAAAGAGUCAAAACACCUCACUAUAAACAUGUUGAUUGUCCAGCAAAACUAACCAUUAAUGUCAAGAAUCCAAAAAUGAAAAAGUGA
Molecule: messenger RNA, 479 nt
Organism: Ceutorhynchus assimilis (cabbage seed weevil)
Lineage: Eukaryota; Metazoa; Arthropoda; Insecta; Coleoptera; Curculionidae
Source: the annotation of a GenBank genome assembly